Molecule: messenger RNA, 633 nt
Organism: Postia placenta MAD-698-R-SB12
Lineage: Eukaryota; Fungi; Basidiomycota; Agaricomycetes; Polyporales; Adustoporiaceae
Exons: 1
Coding region: 130-552 (140 amino acids)
Source: RefSeq, a predicted model, not a curated record
UGUGUUCUUGGCGACGUAUGGGGCGCUAUACUGCAAAUUUUGAUAUCCCACGAUUGCCAUUUCGGUAUACUGUGAUAUCCUGGGUGUACUUAUAUCUGCAUCAGUUGUGCUGAAGAUUGCUCCCAGAACAUGCGUUUGCGAUGUCAAUAUGCGCAGGCAUCAGUACGUCUGACGGAAUACAGAGCGCAAAUCGUGCGGCUGGUGACGCUACGAAGCUUUACACGCCCUGGAAUACAUUGGAAGCAAGUGGUGGUCGGUAACGUACAUGCUGCAUGCACUGAGACUGUAGUAGCACCAAAGGGUUGCAGGUCAGGAGCUGGCGCGACACGUCCUGACGCGUCUGGUCUCGUCAUACAUGGCACGUGCCGACGACCCACCCGACAGCCUCCUUCCAACGCCCUCGCUAGUCUUCGCCUCUGUCAGUUCUCUGCUCAGACUGUGCGACCAUUAUGCGGUCUAUGCGGCUCUACGAGGACAGUCUUGUGCUUUGGUGGAAUGCUCAACCAGGAUAUGUUGUACUUUGGCGGAAUGCUCAAUCUGUUCCAGUUCUGAGUACCGAACAUCUUCAGUCUUUGAAUUGCUGGCUCAAGAUACUGCUCAGCGGUAAGCGAUGUUGCUUCAUGUACACUAUCG